Solea senegalensis (Senegalese sole) is the source of this 4042-nucleotide messenger RNA. RefSeq names its product suppressor of tumorigenicity 14 protein homolog. Gene Ontology annotation, molecular function: serine-type endopeptidase activity; protein binding. The transcript has 18 exons. NCBI's taxonomy places the organism in Eukaryota, Metazoa, Chordata, Actinopteri, Pleuronectiformes, Soleidae. Gene Ontology annotation, biological process: proteolysis; acrosome reaction. The record is from RefSeq and is a predicted model, not a curated record. Bases 105 to 2570 code for a protein of 821 amino acids.
AGGAGCCCACCCAGUCACUGAGCCCCCCCACGAAGCCUGAGGAGCGGGCAGAGCAGAGGGUGGAGGGGGGGCGAGCUCCAGCCUGUGGCUCCUGGAGAAGGUGGAUGCUGGGUCUGCUGCCUUUCUUUCCCUUCACCGCUGCCAUUGCACUGACCCUUCACUACUUAUCGUCUCCGCCUCCCUCUGUGUUCUUCAUUGGUGGCAGUGUGGAGUUCCCAAACCUGAGCUUCUCCUUAGAACUGACUGACUCCACCUCCCCUCAGUUCCGCCUGCAGGCUCAGGCUUUGAACCAUUAUUUCUCUGAUCUGUACGAGUCCUCUCCGUGGAGUUCUUACUACCUACGCUCGGGAAUUACCGCCUUCAGUGAAGGAGCAGAGGGGCUCACUGUCUUCUACUGGAGUCAGUUCUUGGCCCCUGACAAUGUUGCCAUGGCGAUCCAGGGGUCCAGCCCAGAGAAGCUGCAGCGCAGGCUCCCGGGCAGCAACAAGGUGCAGCGGGACAGCCUCAAUGAGCAGCGCUACUACAUGGAGCAAGAUGAAGACAUGCUCCACCUACUGGGUUUAGACCCCGAUGACUUUGAAUCUGACGAAAAAUCCGACAAGAUUAAGAAUCCAAACAGCUUCCAGAGUGGGAAGUGGCAGCUUGGUUUUCAAGCGAUGUCCUUUGACCUCUACGCCAAAUACGGCAACAACCGCACCCUGAGCCUCGUGAGUCCCAAGAAGCCGUACUACCAGUGGCGUCUGCGUGUGCCAUCGGGUCAUGUGGUCCGACUGGUUAUCCUCACCCUGCAUGGCGCCACACCAGGAAGCUGCACCGCCCACAAGCUCUCAGCGUACGACUUCCUGCUUCCUCUGCAGAACAAGAUCAUUGCCAGGUGGUGCGGGCUGCCCAUCUCGGGUUCGUCUCCCGUCAUGAAGCUCACGUCUUCUGGGAACGUCAUGCUGGUCACCUUCUCCUUUAGCAGACAGAGGGAUGGAGCAAUAUUCAAAGCCUAUUUCCAGGCCAUCCCAAAAGUUGGUUGUGGAGGAUCCGUUUCCUCUUGGAACGGCUCCAUUUCCUCACCCUACUAUCCGGCUUACUACCCUCCUAAUGUAGACUGUGUGUGGACACUGCGGGCGCCAUUGCCGGGAUACCUGAUCUCUAUGACGAUCGUGGCGAUGGACAUUCAGGAUUCCUCGUCGUCGGACGGCUGUGAGAAGGACUGGCUGGACAUUGGAGGGGUCAAACUGUGCAACCCAGUGUCGGACAGCAGCAAAAAGCGAGUCUUCUCCUCUCCUCUGUCUCUUCACUUUCACUCCGACGAGUCCCUCACCCACAAAGGCUUCUACCUGCUCUACCGCGCCUUCUCCCCGGAGAGCACUUGUCCUCGUCAGUUCCGCUGUGGAGAUGGACGCUGCGUCCCCCUGAGGAAGGUGUGCGACGGAGUCAAAGACUGCUCAGACGGACGGGACGAGGCCAAAUGCUCGUCCUGCAGGCCCGGGGACGUGUUGUGUGCUAACGGCCAGUGUAAACCUCACAGCAGCCAGUGUGUCGGUCAAAGCUCCUGUGCAGGCAGCAGUGAGGAGGGCACCUGUGGGGGAAAAUGUUACCACCUGUGUCCCAACAAGGUGUGUUUGCCAAAGUCCUCGGUGUGUGACGGGGUGAGCGACUGCAAGGACCGCAGUGACGAGCUCAACUGCACCAGAGCGUAUUUCAAAGGCUGCUCCUCGUCCUUCUACAAAUGUGCCAAUGGAAAGUGUGUCAGUAAAGUCAACCCGGAGUGCGACGGAUUUAAAGACUGUUUCGAUGGCUCUGAUGAACUGCGCUGUGGAUGUGGCACCAGGCCCAGGAAGCGCACUAAGAUAGUGGGAGGCUCUGAUGCAGCAGCGGGGUCGUGGCCGUGGCAGGUCAGCCUCCAGAUGGAUCGAUACGGCCACGUCUGCGGAGCCACGCUCGUCGCCAACCGCUGGCUCAUUUCCGCCGCUCACUGCUUCCAGGACUCGGACACUAUUAAGUACUCGGACGCUCGUUCGUGGCGAGCCUACAUGGGAAUGCGCGUGAUGACUAUCGGGAACAAUGGAGCGGCCACCAGACUGAUCCGGCGGAUCCUCCUCCACCCUCAGUACGACCAGUUCACCUCUGACUACGACAUCGCUCUACUCGAGCUCAGCGCUCCCGUCUUCUUCAAUGACUUGGUGCAGCCGGUGUGCGUCCCUGCCUCCACCCACACCUUCACCACCGGGACCAACUGCUAUGUCACAGGCUGGGGAGUCGUCAUGGAGGACGGUGAACUGGCCACUCGCUUACAAGAGGCCUCAGUGAAGAUCAUCAGCAGAAACACCUGUAACAAGCUGUACGAUGACGCUGUGACUGCCAGGAUGCUGUGUGCUGGGAACCUGCAGGGUGGGGUGGAUGCCUGCCAGGGAGACUCCGGAGGUCCGCUGGUGUGUCUGGAGCGAGGCAGACGCUGGUUCCUGGCGGGCAUCGUGAGCUGGGGCGAAGGCUGCGCGCGGCUAAACCGUCCCGGCGUCUACACGCAGGUGGUGAAGUUCAGCGACUGGAUCUAUCAGCAGACUAAAGGACAGGUGUGACGAAAAGCACCACACUGACACGGGGCCCACAUGACAGACUUAACACGCAGGAGGAAGGUUUCAGACGCGGGAGUCUUAUCGUUGUGGUUGUUGUCGUCGUUAUUAUACGACGACGCGGUCAGGCGACGAGUUUUUGGGAGCGUGUUCACUGCCAAUGUGCCAGUCAGCGGGGAAGAGGGCAUCAUCAUCAUCAUCAUCAUCCCUGAUACACAAACCUGCUUCUGUAAAAUCUCCUCACCAUCAAACCUGGUCACAAAACACAUUACAAGGCAUAAACAGAUUAUUAAAUUAGACAAUUACACACAACACUACAGAUGUAGACAGAACUGUGGGUCAACAUGCUCAUCAUCAUCAUCAUCAUCAUCCGUAUAUGAAUAUAUCAGGAAAACAUGUAGAAGAAAGCUGUGAUGAACAUCAUGUGAUCCCAGAGUCCACCACUUUGAAUGAGUCUGGUGUUUAAUUUUCCAUUUUCUCUCUACAUUCUGUGUCUCCACUUUCUUUGGAUAUAAGUCAUCAGCUGAGCUGCACUUGCCCCCAAAAGGGCGUCCGUGUCAUCAACCUAAAAGCACAAUAUUUGCUAAGGACGUGAAUGUGAAUCCAGAGGGGAAAGAUCUGACGCUUAGGCAUUUAAGAAAGUUUCUCAAAGAGUAAAUGUGUAUAUACACUUCCCUGAGUCUGCACCAAAGACCGGCCUGUACAGUAGCAGAUGAACGGGGAUGUGUGGUCAGUACCUGCUUUUACCUUCCACCACUGUCACCCCGGGCUUUUCCUGUUGUCUCUGCUGUCCCAUCCUUGUCUUUUCCUGUCCCAGCGACACUUUUCACAGCAGAUUUUGUUGCCAUGAAAAAGUCAAAAACCAGAUCAGAUCUGGCGACUGAAGGUGGGACCAGUUCUGUCCCCUCGACUCCACUCGUCCACGUACUGUAUACGACACAACUGUGUGUGAUGUUUUUGUACUGUAAGCAAUAGCCUUAUGUCAAAUAUAUAUUCUCUAGUCCCACAGUAGGAAGUGGUAAUAUAUUGUGCAUUUUGCAGAUUUUGCAGUGAUUUUUAAAUUUUAAUUUAUCUGUAACGGUGCAUCCUUUCCUCUCCUCUCCACACUGAAUAUAAAAGCAUGUUCACGGCCGGUGUACGACCACGAUGGAGCUGACGCUGCUGUGUGAGGAAUAAACAAGAUCAUCGGGUUGGAAAAAAAAACAAAAACAUUUCAUGCAGACACUUUAUUCUUGCCUCUCCUGCUUCCUUUUCUCAUUCGACGCACAUCACCACCUAGUGGCCGUUUCUAUCAUUGUAUCUCCUGCAGGAAAGAUGCGCCUUAAUCCUUCCAAGUGUCACUAGAAGUGUGGUUUUAUGUCUUUAUAUUAAAUGUGUCAAUGUAAGUUUCCAGUGCAGCAGCUCAAAUAUCAAAUAUUUCACCUUUAUUUACAUUUGUUGUAAUUUUACACACAUUAACUGUAAAGGACAAACAAUAA